Molecule: messenger RNA, 2620 nt
Organism: Scleropages formosus (Asian bonytongue)
Lineage: Eukaryota; Metazoa; Chordata; Actinopteri; Osteoglossiformes; Osteoglossidae
Product: sorting nexin-1-like
Exons: 15
Coding region: 70-1683 (537 amino acids)
Biological process (GO): early endosome to Golgi transport; intracellular protein transport
Cellular component (GO): endosome; endosome membrane
Molecular function (GO): phosphatidylinositol binding
Source: RefSeq, a predicted model, not a curated record
CUCCGCUGCACGUCUGGGCCGUGGUGCGCGCGCUCAAGCGUAGCUCUCGCGCGGCUCCACUGGGUAAAAAUGGCGACCAGCUCGGAGCGCAGCCCCCCUCCCUUUUCCCAGUUUGGGAGCCAAGAGCCGACGGCCGAGCUGCGGGAUGGGGACAGUGACGAAGGGGAAGAUUUCUUCACGGGCCGGAGCAAUCCUAAAAUGGCCAAGUCAGGAGCCCAUGUGCAGCCAGCAGAUCUUUUUGGUGAACCAGAAGUUAAUGUCAGUGAGAAACCAAUGAGUUCUGGGGCCAAGAGCAACGCUUUCUGCAAAAACACUGUCAGCAACGCCACAUCCAGGUUGAACGGUGUAUGUUCAGAUGACGACCAAGACCUGUUCUCAGAGGCCAAUGUGGAGUUUUCCGUGGACAGCCAACAGAACUCCUGGAGAAAUGAAGUGUCCACACCUUCUGUGUCCACUCCAUCCUUUUCAAAUGUGCCAAAAGCAUCAAAGAGACAACCCCAGACACUGGAGGAGCUUGAAGAAGAGGAGAGUGGGGACAAGUUUGAGCUCCACAUUGGAGUCACCAACCCUAAAAAAGUUGGUGAUGGCAUGAAUGCUUAUAUGGUCUACAAAGUGUCCACACAGACCACAAUCCCAAUGUUCAGGAGCAAGGCGUUCACAGUGAGCAGAAGGUUCAGUGAUUUUCUGGGAUUGUAUGAGAAGCUCUCUGAGAAGCACUCACAGAAUGGUUACAUUGUUCCCUCACCACCAGAGAAAAGUAUUGUGGGGAUGACUAAAGUGAAGGUUGGAAAGGAAGACUCAUCCUCUGUAGAGUUUGUGGAGAGGAGGCGAGCAGCUCUGGAAAGAUAUCUACAAAGGUUGGUCUGUCACCCACACCUUUUACAAGACCCAGAUCUUCGGGAGUUCUUGGAAAAAGAUGAGUUACCCAGGGCAGUAAACACACAGACACUGAGUGGGGCUGGCCUUAUGAAGAUAAUCAACAGAGCCACCGAUGCUGUUAACAAGAUGACCAUCAGGAUGGAUGAAUCAGACAUCUGGUUUGAAGAGAAGCUUCAGGAGCUGGAAAAUGAGGACCAGCAGCUAAGGAAGCUCCAUGCUGUCAUUGACUCACUGGUUGUCCACAGAAAAGAACUCUCCGGAAAUACUGGAGUGCUAGCAAAAAGCGUGGCCAUGCUGGCCAGCUCAGAGGACAACACUGCCCUCUCCCGGGCGCUGUGCCAGUUGGCAGAGGUGGAGGAGAAGAUGGAGCAGCUGCAGCAGGAGCAAGCUGGCUAUGACUUCUUCAUCUUUGCUGAGCUGCUUGCCGACUACAUCCGCCUGCUGGGAGCUGUCCGUGGCUGCUUCGACCAGCGCGUUAAGGCAUGGCAGCGGUGGCAAGAUGCCCAGGUUGUCUUGCAGAAGAAGCGAGAGAACGAGGCCAGGAUGCUGUGGGCUAACAAGCCAGAGAGGUCACAGCAGGCUAAGGAUGAGAUCGUAGAGUGGGAGGCCAAAGUGAGUCGGUACGAGAGGGACUUUGAGAGGAUCUCUGCAACCAUUCGCAAAGAAGUUCUCAGGUUUGAGAAAGAGAAAGCCAGAGAUUUCCAGAUCCAGAUCAUGAAGUAUUUAGAGGCCCUUCUACACUUGCAACAAAAGGUCCUGAAAUACUGGGAAGCUUUCCUGCCUGAAGCAAAGUCAAUUGCUUGAUUACAAACAGAAGGGAAAAGGCUGCCUUUUUUAUAUGUAUACCUUACCUCUUGCCUAUAAACCAAGAUAAAGAAGUGUGCUAAAAAGGAAAUGAAUACAAUCUAAAGGUGUUUUUUUUUUUUUUUUUUUUUUUUUUAUAAAAACCAUCACAAUCAUUGUGUGCCAGUAUAACGUUCGUUACGUUUCAUUUACCUUUCUUAUUUGGCAGACUUCAUUUAAUUUAUGUAGGAAAUGUUUUGGGGAAAUGACUGGCAGGCCUAUCUAAUAUGUGUUCAUUUUAACUGCUGUGUGGAAAAGAGUUGUUCUCUCUCUCACUGAUGGGACCGUAGAGGUUUCUUUACAUCUAGCAAAUCGUUCAUUUGUCUGCCCACACAGUGCCACUGAUCUGGGUCGUUAUUGUAUUGUUUGGUUUUUGUACUGUCCAUUUUAGAAAGCAGAUGUUUGGCUGAAAAGUGGCAAGUCAUGGAAUCGUUAAACGUGGGCUGACUUAUGCCUCUGUUCAGCUGUUGCCGGAGGGAGUAGAGUUACCUGUCGAUUAGUAGUGGUUAAUCCAGUUUUAGAGCAGUCAUGCUUCACCACAGAGAAUGAGGACAAUCGAGGCUAUUGUACACCAUGGGGGUUUCGGGAUCAUAAGUUAGCUACACCUUACACAGUUCAGGAUAGUCUUCGGAGUGGUAUGUUGUAGGCUUAUUGCAAUUGAAAAGUGUUUUGUGUACAUUAUUCCCCAAAAUGUGCUGAAAAUAUGGGCAGUGGUCAAUUCUCUAGGGAACGGAACACACAAGCGCUACGCAGCAGGAUCCCCAUUAGUAAUUAGGUGGUUGACAGCAAGGCUUUCAAGGGAAAGAUGGUUCAAGAUAUUUUUAGCUUUUGCACUUUAGCAGUAGAAAUUGCUGUGAAAAAAAGUUUUGUCUUGGAAAGGGACCUGUCUGUUUACACA